Messenger RNA from Spinacia oleracea (spinach), 432 nucleotides. RefSeq lists its product as uncharacterized. The coding region runs from base 1 to 432 and encodes 143 amino acids. Lineage: Eukaryota; Viridiplantae; Streptophyta; Magnoliopsida; Caryophyllales; Amaranthaceae. The transcript has a single exon. The record is from RefSeq and is a predicted model, not a curated record.
AUGGAGCAAAAUUAUAGGCUUGCUUAUGCCGAGGGGGAGGUGUUUGCUUAUCCUAAGCAAUAUCGUCGUUUGGUAGGACAUCUGGUUUAUUUGUCUGUGACUCGCCCUGAAUUGAGUUAUUCAGUGCACACUCUCGCUCAGUUUUUAAGUGCACCACAAGUGUUACGUUGGGAUGCUGCAACUCGUGUUUUGCGCUACUUGAAAUGUAGCCCUGGCCAAGGAAUUUUACUACGCCCUAUGCCUAAUAUGUCUCUUACGACAUUUUGUGAUAGUGAUUGGGCGGCUUGUCCGUUAACUCGUCGUUCUUUAUCUGGUUAUUUGGUUUUUUUGUUGCGUUCUCCGAUAUCUUGGAAGACAAAGAAACAACCUACUGUGUCUCGUUCGUCUGCUACAGCUGAGUACCGUUCUAUGGUCGUAUCUAUACGCGCGUGA